This is a messenger RNA of Heterostelium album PN500, 120 nucleotides long. RefSeq lists its product as uncharacterized. Bases 1 to 120 code for a protein of 39 amino acids. Lineage: Eukaryota; Evosea; Eumycetozoa; Acytosteliales; Acytosteliaceae. The transcript has a single exon. The record is from RefSeq and is a predicted model, not a curated record.
AUGUCAUUUACACCACCCAUUCAAUCACACACACCAAAGCUGUCAUCUGGUCUCAGAACCUCUAGUUCUGGCUUGUUGAUGGAAAAGAGAAGACAAGAACAAGAGUAUGUUAAAAUCUAA